CGGACGCGUCCGGACGCCCCCGAGCCAUUCUAUAUCUAUUCUAGAUUUGAGCUGCGAUGUGCUGAUCUCCUCCGCCACCGUCGCUCAGCUCUGUUUGGUCCAGAGGGAGCAAGGGUGGCGUUCGUCCGGCAAUCUCACCGCCGCCACCGGCCACCGGCCACCGCCACGCCGACGAAUCGACCGAAGGACUGAGAGCCUGUUCGACGGAAUGCCUCACACAAGCAGGGCAGAGAAAUCGUCAAAGUCCUGCAACGAGGACAGUAUCAGCGCCCUGCCGGACGACGUCCUGCACCAUGUCCUUGGCUUCCUGCCGGCGGAUGAGGCAGUGCACACCAGCCUGCUCGCCAAGCGCUGGCGCUACCUUUGGAAAUCCAUGCGCCGCCUUCGCAUCAACGAAAUGAGGAGGUGGGGGACGAGCACCGGCGGCGUUUUCCUUACCAAGUUUGUGAGCUGCCUGCUCCUCCUCCGAGACCCUGGCUCGACUCUGGAUGAGGUCGAGAUCAAGUAUGAUCAUCUGGUUGAAAACGACCUUACUUGGAUAUCAACAUGGAUCCAUCAUGCUUUGUCAUGCCAAACUCAGGUCCUCACUGUCAAGUUCCCUUUGCCGGUGCACGGCCCCGCUAUUUGGAUGGCCCUCCUCUGGUCUCCCGAUUGCUGUGGUAAUGAUGGCCUCAAGGGUGGUUGCUUUAUUUUCAAAAGGGAUUUGAGAUGGUGCCCUACAUUUAGCAAGUUAAAGACAUUGUUGCUGAACGAGUGGUGUGUGCAACCUGACCUUCGUGCACUAGUUUGUAUGCUUGAACAUUCGCCGGUUCUUGAGAAUCUGACACUUCAAUUGUGUAAGCAAGAAAAACCUGCAUGUGUGGUGGAAGUGGAAGAAAAUCCUGGUUUGGUGGAGAAACCAGCGGCUAUUUCAGGAUACCUGAAGAUUAUUAAAGUGAAAUGUGAAGACGUUGAUGGCAGAGUUUGCAAAGUUCUGAACUUCUUGAGUACAUUUGGCAUUGAAAUUACUAUCCAAAGGACCAAUGGAUUGAUGGAGAAAGUGAUUCGGUUUCAAGAGUUGGGAGGAGCUUUUAGGCCACUGAUGGAGGUACCAGCCAACCAUUGAGUUUCCAGAGGCGGCGAGGCGAGGAACUUUGGGAUGUCAGAUGGACGUACCAUCCCGUGAGCAUUCAGGAAUGCAAGGCUUGAAAAACUCAUAGCUGUCUUUCUUUCGUGUGAACUCUUAUAAUUUGCAACUCGAAUCCAUUGAGAUGUCUAAACUGAUUACUCUGCUUGGUGUAAUAGAAUCGGGGAAAACGAACAUAAUCUUACUAUGCCUGGGCUAUUGCUAAUGCCCAGUUCAGGGGGAAAAAGGAGUAUAUGGCUUCGCCCGGG
Aegilops tauschii subsp. strangulata is the source of this 1374-nucleotide messenger RNA. Its product is annotated as F-box protein At5g03100-like. Lineage: Eukaryota; Viridiplantae; Streptophyta; Magnoliopsida; Poales; Poaceae. Gene Ontology annotation, molecular function: protein binding. The record is from RefSeq and is a predicted model, not a curated record.